CCUUGUGGAUAAAGUAGCUUAGUGAGAUGACAGCGGGAGGAAGCAGCGUUAUAGCGACUCAUUGACUCUCAUCGCUCCGCCAUUACCAUAUGCACUGUAUCAGUUAUCGAUUAGUUGAUGGAUGAGACUGAUGGCGGCUUUCUUGCGGCUUUUUUUUAAGACUGUGCAGGCUAGCUGAGCUGAGCUGAGCUGAGCUAGAGUGGCUCAUUGGCGAUGGUCCGGAGUCCUUCAGAAUAAAAGCCCGAGAUGGAAAACUGCGAUGUGGAGGACGAUGUUGUUGAAACACCUGAGCUGCCUCUGGAGAUCAUAGUUUACAUCCUGAGCUUUCUUGAUGCUUCAGACAGGAAGGAAGCCUCGCUGGUCAGCCGCAGAUGGUACAGCGCCAGUCAGGACGCGCGCUUUCAGAAGAACAACACCUUCUGCUUCCCGGCCUCAGCCUCGGCCCUGGAGCUGAUCCGGGGUCUGGGCAGAAGGUCACGCUGCAGUCUGAUCAUCACACAGCUCGAUGGGUUGAGUAUGUCCAGAACGCUGCUUCAGGAGGUAGGACUGUGCUUGGGUCCUAAUUUGGAGAGCUUGGCCCUGCCUGGUAGCAGCAUAACAGAGGCCUCUCUGCUGGCCCUCCUCCCUCACCUCACCUCCCUCCGCAGGCUGGACCUCGGGGGCCUGGACAGCCUCUUCAUGUCCGGGGCUUUCCUCUCCAGGGAGGAGCACAGGCAGCAGGUCAGGUCAGCUCUGUCUGGCCUGGAGGAGCUGGGACUGUCCGACCUGCGCUACCUCUCCGACCUCACCUUCAGUCGGCUCACCGGCUGUACCCCGCGCCUCCGCCGCAUCUCGCUGGCCGGCUGCCAUAUUGCUUUUGAGUUUGACCCGUAUCGAGGGUGCCCGGUGGGAGCUGUUGAGGAUUCGUCCGCAAUGCUGUCGCUGAGGAACUUGCGGAGGUUCUUAACAGAGCAGAAAUCUACCCUUGUAGCUCUGGACCUCAGCAGAACCUCCAUCACCCCUGAGUCUCUACGCACCAUUGCACAGGUUAAGGAUUUGGUCCUAGAAGAACUGUUUCUGCAUGACUGUAAGGAGCUGACCGACUACUCAGUGGAGAUUCUGGUGAAGCACCAGCCAAGCAUCCAGAGACUGGACAUGAGUGCCUGCACUUCGCUGACCAACAGGUCUGUACUGGCCAUAGCACGGGGCCUGACACUGACACACCUCUGCUUGUCCCGCGACUGGAGGAUCACUGAAUCAGGCCUCGCUGAACUUCUGUCUGUGUCGUCCCUGAAGAGUCUGGAUCUGUCUGUGUGUCUGCACAUCAGCGGGACAGAGAUAGUGAAAGGCUUGACGGGAUCCAGCACCAGACCACAGCUGGAGACACUCAUACUCAAGAGCUGCACCUACAUUAGGGAUCUCGCAGUUUUCUCUCUCACCCAGCUUCUUGGGGACACUCUCCGUGAGCUAGACUUGACGUCAUGUAUUGAUGUGACUGACCUGUCUGUGCGCUCUAUAGCCACCUUCCUGCGGAGGCUGGUAGUUCUGCGGCUCGGCUGGUGUAAAGAAGUCACAGACUGGGGGCUGCUGGGGAUGGAGGAAACGACCACAUGUGACCGUGACCAGCAGACGGGGGACAAGGGUCUCAGCUUCACCCGGACCUUUGGCAACAUGGGCUUUUUCAAGCCUCCUUGUCUGCCGUUCGAAGAGCGACCCAAGGUGGUGACACAGAAUGACCUGGAGCAGUUCAAACAGCAGGCUGAAGUUUCACUUUUAGCCCUCAACAGGCUGCAGGAGCUGGACCUCUCUGCCUGCCUCAAACUCACUGACAGCAGCAUCACACAGGUGGUGCGUUACCCAGACCUCCGCCAACUGUCUCUCUCCAUGCUGCCGGAGAUCACCGACGCCAGCUUGGCAUCGGUAGCCAGGCACUGCCGCAGCCUCACCAGCCUGUCCGUCAGCCACUGCCCGGGUGUCACUGACCGCGGAGUGGAACAGGCUGUGCCGUAUCUGCACAGACUGCAGCAUCUCAACCUCUCCAGUUGUAAUAUCACUGACAGAUCCUUGCUCUGCCUGGUGCAGCACUGUCGCCGUCUGCGAACACUCGACAUCUCAAGGUGCAAAAACAUCUCGGCAACAACUGUGCACCUCCUCCAAUCACAGCUGCCCAUCUUGGAAAACGUCCACUACAAACUAACUGAUCCGCACUUCCUAUAACUUAACCUGCUGACCAAAGCCUGCUCCGUGAGUUCAACUUUUUUGCACAAGAACUGAAGGGAAUGUUGAAAAGUGAAAACACACUCAUCACUGAGGGUAUGGGUUUGAUUUUAAAGUCAGGCAUUUCAAAGUGCUUUGUCCAUUUAUGUUAAAAUUAGUGGAAAUCCUGAAUACUUGUAAUAAGAAUGUGGAGCUAGAUGUCACCCUAACCAGUAAAAACAGCAUCUCAGAAAAUGUUUUUAAUAUAUCACAAUAUGACAAAAUGCAAUAUCAUCUUCUUUAUUUUUACCAUAUUGUGCAGCUUUAAUUUACAUAACAUAGGUUUUUUUUUUAUUCUUAAUAAUAUAUAUAGUAGUGUAAUUUAUAUACUGAAUCAUUAGGAACUAAUGGGACUCAACUUGAAAGAUGCACUGUGGAAUAAUUCUUACAUUUAGUCCACAACUAAUGACAUAAAUGAUAUUCCAAUUUUCUCCUUUGUUUUGGGCUCUAAAACUUCCUUUUAAAUGCUCUCGCUUGAUUUUUUUUUUUUUAAUAUCUCAUAUCGACAUAACAGGAAAUAUGUUUUUAUUUAACAAUCAUUUCUGUGUUGAUACCAUUGGUUGAUACAGUAGAAGUAAAGACAGGAUGUGAAGUGAAAUAGUGGUCCUCAAAUACUAAUCAGAUAAAGAUACAGCUACGGUGAUUUAUUUUGCACAGUGUCUUUCAGAAGAUGGAGAUUUGCCUUUUAUUUUUGCUGAUGGAAGUCAGCAGCGUCCCUGCAUGUGCUGCAUUCACGGUACUUAGUUUUAAUUAUUUAAGGGUUGUCUGAAAACUGCCGGCGUUAUCAGGAGAGGAAAUCAUAACAUCACAACAGUUUUUCAUUGGAAAUCUCUGAACAUUUGCUGUUAUUACUGGAUACAAAAACACAAGCAAACUAACUUGAAUUCAUCUGAAGGACCAUCUGUUGGCCAACCACUGUAGCCUAAUUGAAGAAAUAUCCCUUUACACUGCAUAACCAUGGUUGAAUAAUUGUACUGUUCUAAUACUGUAUGAGUCACUGUGACGGAGGGAGACUGUAAAGAUAAAAAAACAAGGAUAAAAAGAUGUCGAUUUUAUAAAUAAAACCAAAAGUACAGACAUGCUUUGUUUGUUUUUUAACUGUUUAUUCAUGUGAAGUCACCCAAAGCACAUGAUUCAAAGUGAAUGUUAUCACAGAGGGUUGUGUGUCAGGGAUGCACUGCAGAGGACUGAAAUAAUAAUCCAAAAAAAAAAAA
Molecule: messenger RNA, 3449 nt
Organism: Morone saxatilis (striped sea-bass)
Lineage: Eukaryota; Metazoa; Chordata; Actinopteri; Moronidae
Gene: fbxl9
Product: leucine rich repeat containing 29
Exons: 11
Coding region: 247-2196 (649 amino acids)
Biological process (GO): SCF-dependent proteasomal ubiquitin-dependent protein catabolic process
Cellular component (GO): SCF ubiquitin ligase complex
Molecular function (GO): protein binding
Source: RefSeq, a predicted model, not a curated record